Paramecium tetraurelia is the source of this 1155-nucleotide messenger RNA. RefSeq lists its product as uncharacterized. The transcript is spliced from 4 exons. NCBI's taxonomy places the organism in Eukaryota, Ciliophora, Oligohymenophorea, Peniculida, Parameciidae. The record is from RefSeq and is a predicted model, not a curated record.
AUGAAUUCAGAAUGGCAACAGAUGUUGAUGGAAGAUUUGAAUGCCAAAUUGCUCUAACGUGUUGAAUUGAUAGGGCAUUACGAAGAACUCGAAGAAUUGUUAGAGUUUCAGAAAACCAAUAGUACUUUCGAAUAUAGUUUGGCCAUUAAACUUCAAGAGCUAGCUUAAGAAAUUCAAAACAAUUGUUCUUCAGAUCAAAAGAUUAAGAGUUUGAUUAAGGAGAGAGAAACCUUGCAUUAAGAACUAAACAAAAGGAUGGAGGAGCAAACCCUCCAAGUUUUUGAAUAAUAUAUGGCUAAUUGGAUUAGUGAUUUUAAGGGGUUUAGAGUAAUACAUGGAGAGGAGAAGUAUCAAUAACAGUUACUUGAAUAAAAGGAGUAGAUAAAAGGAAUGAUAUACACAUAGUACAACAAAAAGAUAUAAGGCAUUACUUAAAUAUACUAACAAUUCAACUAAAUAGACCAAGCCAUUUAAUACAAUAUUUUUUAUGUGGAUAACGAUUUGUCUAGCCAAUUAAAUCAGCAAUAAAAUAGGACAAAUCAAUCAAUCCUUCAAAAGAGGGAUGAUACUCUCCAAUUAUCCUAAAUAAUUCAAUCAUCAGAUCUCUCCAAAUAAAUCGUUAAUUCAUAAUAAGAUGACUCCUUAAUCUAACACAUGGAUGAAUUCAAUAACAUCAUUACUAAAUCCUCUCAUCCAAUCAAAUUACAUACUAUUUAUGAAGAAUAACUAUUAAACAGCAAUCAACCUAUCAGAUAACAUUAUCAUAGCAAAACUAUAUUUAGUCAUAAACAUUCAACUGCUUAAAUCAGUCCCUAAAUGUCUAAGUCUUACUACUUGAGAGACAAUCCUUUAAAGAGAUCAUUAACAAAAGGGACUUUGUUACUCAAAAAGUUCUCAAAUAUACCAUAGAAAAGGGAGUUUGAUGUAUUUCAACAUCAAAACCCUACGUAAUUGGGCUAUGGGCUAAGGAUGGCAUAAUUGACUUAGGAUAGAAUUGAGUUUAGAAAUCAAUUGAAACCUUAGAGUGAUAAUUCCCAAAUAAAUACAGGGAUAUCUAAAGAGAAAGCCGAGCAAAAUGCAGGACAAAGAAAACAAUGUUCCAAGUCUCUCUUAUUGGCCUUUGCAAAUUCUCACUCUAAAUCAAGGGUCAAUUGA